Eurytemora carolleeae is the source of this 859-nucleotide messenger RNA. RefSeq names its product gonadal protein gdl (gene gdl). Bases 15 to 386 code for a protein of 123 amino acids. NCBI's taxonomy places the organism in Eukaryota, Metazoa, Arthropoda, Copepoda, Calanoida, Temoridae. The record is from RefSeq and is a predicted model, not a curated record. The transcript is spliced from 4 exons.
UUAAUUUUUUUCAGAUGGAUAAUGAUCAGUUUGAGAAACGAGUUCGAUUUCUUCUUCAUCAUUUGAAGAAGAUGUCAAGAGAGAUGCCCUCAGAUCUACGGCAGAGGGUUCCUUAUGAACUUCUGUCUUCUCUAGCUGCUAACUUAGCUCAGGCGACAGUUCUUGCAGAAGCAGGUUUCCGAGAUUCAGCUCCUGAACUCCCGAAACCCGUCUCCAACACAGAUAAAACAACUGGAAAAUAUGUUUGGUUUGGUCAGGUUUCUGAUCAGCAGGGAACCCUGGAGAAAGCUGGAGUACCAGGAUUUUUUGUGAGCAGUAAACCUGUGGAGAUCAGGGUUCAGAUGCAUCUUCUGGAAUUCAUUCUCAAACUAAGAAGUAUAUCUUGAUCACUGAUCAGAACAGUUUUACCUGGACAGGAGAGAAUACCUUUACACCAGAAAGAACAUAUUGAAGAAGAUAACAUGAAAACGAUUAAAGAGAAUUUAAAGAAAUCGAAGGAACUAGUGUUGAAUAAACUUGCUGGAAUGAAUGUGCAAACUUUACAAAAAAAACGAUUUGUAAAGUCGUUUCCAUGAUAUGGUUUAGAAUCCGUAAAGUCGUUUCCAGGAUAAGGUUCAGAAUUUGGCUGUAAAGUCGUUUCUAGAUCAGAAGAACAUCGGGAGUUUUCCUUGGACAGGAGAGAAUACCUUUACACCAGAAAGAACAUAUUGAAGAAAAUGAUAUGGUUUUGGAUCUGUAAAGUCGUUUCUAUGAUAUGGUUUUGGAUCUGUAAUGUCGUUUCUAGGAUAUGGUUUUGGAUCUGUAAUGUCGUUUCUAGGAUAUGGUUUAGAAUUGACAAAAAUUCAAAUAUUUCAGAAAA